This is a messenger RNA of Papaver somniferum (opium poppy), 381 nucleotides long. RefSeq names its product rapid alkalinization factor-like. The record is from RefSeq and is a predicted model, not a curated record. NCBI's taxonomy places the organism in Eukaryota, Viridiplantae, Streptophyta, Magnoliopsida, Ranunculales, Papaveraceae. The transcript has a single exon. The coding region runs from base 1 to 381 and encodes 126 amino acids.
AUGGUCAAUGGAAAUAGGAGUUCAUCUGUGAUCAUCACACUGUUAGUGCUACUAGUACUGCAGCAAGUAAUUAUUGAUACCAGUAAUGCUGAAUUUACAAACAAUUCGAGAAAUAAUUGCAGUGAUUCUUCAUCUUCUAUAGGGGAGUGUAAUGAAGAGGAAGAGAAGCUAAUGGAUUCGGAAGUAAGUAGAAGAUUUCUUGCUAGUGUACAAGGCAUUUCAUAUGGAGCUCUGAAGGGUGAUAUACCGGCUUGCGGAUCCGGCGAACACAAACCCAAGAGAGCAGACUGCAACCCUAUGAUAGCAGCAAAUCCGCAUGUCGGUGGCUGCUUCAAAGUAUACCGUUGUAGAUCAGGAUCACAAUCGCCAGGGAGUAACUAA